UACUAAAAUGGCCCUGCAGCGGAAGCCCGUCGCAAAUGGCGUCGGUCGAGAAAAGAGCCAUGUGAUAUCGUUCCGUCGUCUGCUUAACAUCGAAAAUAUUCUUAAAGCCGUAUCUAUGGCCGUAUUCUGAAACCGCUGAGAUUGACUGCAGUGUCACUUCUCCGUUUGGGACUUUUCAAGCAAGCGGCUCAAAGUGGUUUUGCUUAAAAUACUGAGAUGGAUUUUAACUCUGCGCUAUCUGGGGCAGGCGACUUUGGCACCUAUCAGAAGCUGCUGGUGCUGUUGCUGGUGGUUCCUUCCGGCGCUCUUUGCGCGCUCGUCUACUUCACCCAGUACUUCAUCAUCCUCAUCCCCGAGCAUUAUUCGUGCCAUCUCACUGAGCUUCCCCAAGCUCUGCUAAAUGCAUCCAAUCUGACGUCCGCUCUUCUGAGGACUCUGGCCUUGCCUCCUGAUGAGGAAGGCAAGGGAACGCUCAGCCAGUGUCGUAUGUACGAUGUGAACUUAACAUCUCUUGUUGAGGCUGGCACUGUGGAGGCGAAUGCUUCGUGGGAUGUGGUGGGCUGCCAAAAUGGCUGGGACUACAAUUUUGGCAACCUCUAUCCAACGAUCGCUACGGAGCUGAAUAUGGUGUGCGACCAAAGUCAUCUGUCAUAUUACAUACAAACAUUUUUCUACGCUGGAACCAGCAUAGGUUCAGUAUUUUUUGGCUUCAUUGCAGACAGGUAUGGCCGAAAGCCAUCGAUAGUUCUAAGCUAUGCCCUGGCAUGGCUGGCCGGCUUGGCAUCAUCUUUUGUGACAAACCUGGUUGGCUUCACCAUUCUGCGCUUUCUUGUGGGAAUGUGCAUCAUUCCACUUUCAGAAGAUCCUUAUGUGCUUAGCCUUGAAUACAUAGGACCUCGCUGGAGAACAUUACCCAUAGUGCUGUGGGCACUGUCAUACAUCAUCUUCUCUAUGCUGUGUCCAUGGUUGGCCUAUGGCAUUCAGAACUGGACCUAUCUGUCUGUCUGUACAAGCAUGCCAUUGCUGCUGGUUGUCGUCUUCAUGAGGUUUGUGCCAGAAUCUGCUAGCUGGUUGCUGACACGGGGCCGGAAUGAGGAUGCGGUCAAAUAUUUGCGCAAGGUGGCCUUCUUCAACAAGAGGGACAUCCCUGAGAACCUGGAGCUGAAGGCAGAUCGGGGGGCCAAAGAAGAUGCCAAGAGGGUGACGUUUCUGGACUUGUUCCGCACACCCAGGAUUCGCAAGCAUUCACUGCUGAUGCUGUGUGCAUGGUUUUUCACAUACUGCUGCUACCACACCAACGUCUACAACACGUCGUUCCUUGGCACAGAUGUAUACCUCUCGUACACGUUGGGCUCCCUAGUGGAGCUGCCUGGAAUGCUGCUUGUGCUGUUUGGCUUGGACACGCUUGGUCGUCGCUGGCCCAUGAUUAUUGUGACGGGUGUUGCUGGCAUUGUUGGCAUCCUGUCCAUUUUCUUCCGCAAUGGUUCCCAAGUCACCGUGCUGGUGCUGAGCCUUCUAAUGAGGGUGUGCCUGACGGCCGAGUAUGACACCAUCAUGCAGUAUUCUGCUGAGGUGUACCCAACCGUUCUCAGGGGUCGUGGCCUGGCGUUUCUACGCUUUGCCGGCACCCUCAGCCUCUAUGUUAGCCCAUCUAUUGUCUAUUUGUCUCGCCUGGACCCCACAUACCCAAUGCUCAUCACUGGUGUCAUGUCGCUGGUCUUGAGUAUCCUGUCCCUGUUCCUGCCUGAAACCAAAGGCAAGCACAUGCCACAAACCUUGCAAGAUGGGGAACUCUUUGGAGCAGACCAGCGCAUCUUGAAUUUUCCUUGCCUUGGGGACAAAGGCGAGCCAACAAACUGUGAUCCACCCAGUGUUUCUGCUGCAGUGAGCUGCUAAGCAUCUGCAGUCUUCAUCUACGAGUGCUUGGCACAAUCAGCAUUGAGUUAGGUCAUUUGCAGCUUCUAUGUCGUUGUGAGGGACACAUUCACAGAUGUUUUGUAAUGUUCGCUGUAUUCAUGAUGAAAUUACGAGGCAGUAGUAAAAAUGUCUCACGAGUUUUUAAUAUAUAGGAACACUUGCAGACUUUCUACCUUUAAAGAAAUUGCUUAAGUACGCCUGCAAUAUUUUUCUUUGAUCUGUAGUAUUGCUACCAAAAGCUUACAGGGUGUGGUAUCUGCAAUACGGCUGAAUGUCUCUGCAGCUUGCGAUUUCUGCUUGGAAUUAGAUUUUCUGCUUGCAUUAGUAGUAUGUGUGAACAACAUGGCAUUCUAUUGUUUUACAGGCUGCAAAUGCAUGUUGUCUGCUAAUUCAGGUUUUUCGCAGAGCCCACGUCCUGUACAUCCAUACAACUUUUUGUACCACGUACUCACUGAUGUGAUCUACUUAACUGAGCUGGCAUAUGCUGCUCUGUGCAAGGAAAGCCCAAAAUGUGGCAAAAGUUGAGGAGUACAAUGUAGGAAGUUGCUAAAAAUGCAUUGUUCUGCUGAUAAAGCCCGACAUUGGGUUUAUUGGCAAAGCGACAAGAGCUUUGUAAGUUUUGUAGAAAUAAAAGUGCCUUGUGAAAAAGAUUUUUCACAAACUGUGAAGAGUUUGUAAUCACUAGUGCCAUAGACAAGUAACAUGUAUGGUAUGGUUGCAACUUUUACAGCAGUAAAAAUGUGCACUUUAUGACAAUUCUGUAAGGUAGUACUACAUGCCUAUUCAUGGCACAGUCAGCUAAAAGAAGUGAGCCACUAAUUUGUACAUGCUUCUUCAUGAUAGUGAGUUGUGAUUUGUAAGGCGUAAUAUUUUACUCAUUUAUUGCUGAUACAUAUAGGUAACGUUGGUUUUCAUACGGUUUCUGAAAAUGGCUGCAUUAACGCGUUAAGCAGAAGUGACAGAAAAGUCAAUGACUUUCGGCGAAGCUGUCGGUCAUGACUAAUGGGAGAGAAAUUGGAAAAUAAUGUGCGAAGCCUUGCCGUAAUUUAGUUAACAUAUAUUGAGCUACCGCAAUCUUUUGACAAUGUAUUGAUGCCACAAUGUGUCAAGGGAAGAGUAGUCAAUGAUAGCACCUGCUUACAUUAUCUUCACACACGAAUGUUUACUGUUUCAGGCUAUGUAAUCUGUUAGUUUUUCAUGCAUACAGCAUGAGCUCGUAAAAUAUGUGGUAGUGAGUGUGCCACGUGCAACAUGUGGGGAUUAUGGGUUAGAAUUAGGACUGGUGGUUGCACUGACUUUUCAGAUGCACCUAGCUUUUUUUUACAUACUGUCACCUUAAAAUUUUUCUCACUUUUAUCCUUAUGAUGAAAAACAGCAAGAGAAAAGCUAAUAUACCAAAACACUAUACUGCUACUGUGCCUUCUUAGUUUGUAUGCUUUGGUCUUUGUGUUUCUUGAAAAAAAUAUAUAUAUGCAACUCUGACUUCUAUCCUUUCUCGUGGCUGUUUUCCAAGUUAUAUAUACUAGCUAACGUGACCAGACAUCCCACUGUUCCAACUGGUUUUGUGCUCUGACACACCCCUGUGCCUCCCUAGUUGGCAAAUGCCAGAUCCCCCAAUUUACUUUCGCUACCUAUGCACCCUGCCAUCGCACUUUUUGUACGAAAUUGCAGAUUAAAAAAAAUAGUUCGUGCAAUAUUUGGCUAAUUGCUCCAAUGUUAAGCAGUGUCCCUUCCCAGGCUGGUAGUUCUUAGGAAAGUUUGUUUUGCAUUGUUCAAAUGCAGUAGCACAGUUAAAUCCCUACGAUCCUCUGACUCCUCCCUUCCCCCAACUUUUUUGUGCGAUGCUGUUGGGCUUUGGGAAUCCUGAUCACUUUAGCUUCUUGUGAGGUGCAUUCAAGUGUUUGCACAGCACAUCCUCCAACAUUUUAUGUGUUAUAAAAUAUUAAUAUCGUGGUUGAGUGGUUGCUGACCAUUUGUGUUGUGAAAGUGCUUUGUCCUUUGUACGUACAAUCCAGUGCAGCAUUUAUGGCUGUAUGUCCCAAAUGCUAGUGUUAAUCAUAUGCAGCCAGUGACCUGUAGCCUACGAAUGACAUUAGCCAUGUUACUUGUGUGUAAACGUGAAGUUCUUUGUGUCCGACUGGCGUUACUUUGAUAUUACCACACACUGCUUUAGUAACAAAUAUUCAAAUGACAUCUUUUGCACUAAUGACUGAAUUAAGGGUGUAGUGUGUUUUGUUUGCAGAAAUUAACUGAUUGACUGUGAGGUGCAGUGCAUUAGCAAUGUGUUUAUCACAUGAUCAUGUAGGCAAGAAGAGUGUCAGUAGGCUGUUAGGGCAAAGCUUUAAAAUGCAAGGUUGUGAUAAGAAUACCUGUGCUGUGGUAAAGCACUGGCUUAAAUAAUGUGGUGCCUCACUGUAUAUGGUCCUCACUGUAUAUGGUGCCUCACUGAUUGUUCUACACCUUGUUGCAUGCAACCUAUCUCUGCAUGUAACCUGCAUUCAAAUCGCAACCCCCAGGAGAUGCAAAAUUUUGUCAGAGCAGUCUGGUGCAAUUGUUCACUCAAGCCAAAGCUCCAGAUAUGAUUUUGAAUGUUUUGUCAUUGCUGCUGCUUUGUGUUGAAGAGCAGUAUGGCUAUGCAGUGAUGCCUUCUUUAAUACAGUGAAGCUGGGCCUAAAGGCAAAAUUUGAGAAUAACUUGUCCAUCACAGUGUUCUUAAUGUAUGUAAGUAUUUGGUUGAGGUGUUAAACACUAAAAUAUGGUACUUUUUCUUUUGGCUGCGUGCUUGAUGAAUUUGUUUUAGCUUUUCUUAGGGUAUUGAAAGCACAUACUCUUUUGCAGAGCUUACUGACAUAAGCUCAGUGAAUUGUUUUGGGUAAGAAGGGAGAAUGAGCUUGCCAUGUGGCAAGCUGAAUGUUUAUACCGAGUUCAAGUUUUUCGUGAACAAGUGGUCCUUUCAGAAUUUAGGCAGCUAGUAUGCACUCCCAAAUUUUCUGUGAUUGCACCGAUUUCACUUCUGCACAAGCCAUUAUUUGCAUUAAUGGUGUAAUGCCUCGUAUAUUAUACGUGACACACCAUAUUCUGUACUUAAAAUCUAUCUAGAUCGACAGUUCAAAGUGAUUCUGCUAAGAAAUAAUAAAGAAAGAAUAGUCUGAAGGCCAUGGCACAUUUUAUGAUAUACUGAAGAUUACAGGAUUCAGCAGGUGAUUUACAAUUCAUGUAAAAGAAGCACUCUCUUGAAUCUCAUUAUAAUCAUUAGCCAUCAAUCAGUGUUAAAACUUUAUUUGUUGAUGCUGUGUAUGCUAUUCAUUACCAACAAUGUGAAAGAUGGCCCUGACAGGACAUAUAUGUUUUUGGUGUUGCUAGAGAGAGUGCAACCUUCAAUAUCUCAGGACCCAUUUCAACAUUGAUAUCACACAGUGUGAAAAGUGCUGUGUGGCAUGUUGUCCACAUACAUAUCCAAAGAAAUAAAGGCCACCAUAAGAAGUGAACAAAGUACUACACUAAAGAACCUGCCAUGUUUGUUUCCAAAUAACAUUUGCAUAUGUAUGAUCUCUGACUUAGUACUUUUGUUCAAUGAUGUAAACCCGUGACCAAAAGUAUACGGACCAGGGAUUUCGCAAUAAAACUAAUUUUCUCCUCUGUCUGUAAAUGCAACUUGAAAUGACAGACUGCAAUCCAAACUUGGCAUUGCAAAUUUUCAAGUGCAAUCGUCAGUUUCCGUUUAUGUGGGUUAAUUAAAAAGAAAUCCAGUUUUUUCAGCGACCCUGUGGUCCGUAUACUUUUGCUCGCGGGUGUACUUGUGUAACAUUGUAUGCAAUUGUGAAGUUCUCAGUGACCUGCAGGUAUAUCUUUUUUCGUUACAUGCUGUUAUAGUAACAAGUUUUUAAAUGAAGCCUUUUGCACUAAUAAUUAGCCUCUUUCUUCGUUCUUCAUUCAUAUUGUGAAAAGUGAUGAAGCUGUCAGAUGCAUUGGAAUUGGAAGUAAAAUGUUAAAGAGAC
This is a messenger RNA of Dermacentor andersoni, 5915 nucleotides long. RefSeq names its product carcinine transporter-like. Gene Ontology annotation, cellular component: membrane. The record is from RefSeq and is a predicted model, not a curated record. Lineage: Eukaryota; Metazoa; Arthropoda; Arachnida; Ixodida; Ixodidae. Gene Ontology annotation, biological process: transmembrane transport. Gene Ontology annotation, molecular function: transmembrane transporter activity.